GCUUUACAGAAGCUGAUAAAGGGCAAGGAAAUAGGUGCGAGCGAAGUGGUACAGUGGAGGAGAAAAUGGCAUGGCUUCUUCCUUUGAUCCAUAUCUUCCUCUACUACCUCAUUGCAAGAGCUCCAGUCUCCAGUGGCUGGGGAAUAGAGGGCCAUGUCAUGGUCUGUAAGAUAGCACAGGAACAUUUCACUAACUCAACAAUGAAUGCGGUGUUAGAGUUGGCUGGGGGAGAAUUAGCACCGUUGUGCCCUUGGGCUGAUGAUGUUAGAAAACAGUACCGUUGGUCAAGGACUCUCCACUUUGCUGAUAGUGCUGGUGACUGCACUUUCCAGUAUUCAAGGGAUUGUCACAAUACCAAAGGAGAGAUAAACAUGUGCGCAGUUGGAGCAAUCAACAAUUAUACCAGACAGCUCCAGAAACGCAAAGAUUCAUCAAAUAAUUAUAACUUAACAGAAAGCUUAUUGUUCCUUUCCCAUUUUGUGGGAGAUAUCCACCAACCUUUACAUGCUGGUUCUGAGCUUGAUUUAGGAGGUAACACCAUCAAAGUGGAGUGGUAUGGAAAGAAUACCAAUCUUCACAAGGUCUGGGAUGAGGAUAUAGUAGAGAAAGCCAAGCAGAAAUUCUAUGAUGAUGAUAUUGAUACAAUGGUUGAAUCCAUUCAAAUUAACAGUAGAGACAUUUGGUCAGAUGAGAUUGAUCAAUGGAUGAAUUGUUCUACCAAAAACUUUACUUGUGGAAGCAUCUAUGCUUCCGAGAGUGCCCGCCUGGCCUGCGACUAUGCUUAUAAGGACGCCAAGCAAGGUUCAGAUCUUGGAGAUGAAUAUUUCAUCUCUCGUCUUCCAGUAGUGGAGAAGAGAAUAGCACAAGGUGGAAUUCGCUUGGCUGAGAUACUGAACAAAAUUUUUGAUGAUGAUACUGGUCAGAAAGAUCAGAAGCUGCUCAAAGAGAGAAGAAUUGGCGGUGUUUAUCAAGCUUAAUCUGCCUCAUGCCAUGAAAAACUGCUUAUUUGGAAAGAAAUUUGACCUUUAAGUAGUUUUUUUUCCUGAGACAAUGAAGCCUGGUUUGGAUAGAUUGAAGUGAAGAAAAUUAAAUAAAAUUCUAGUGAUUAUGGACAGAUUUUGAACCUA
Dendrobium catenatum is the source of this 1127-nucleotide messenger RNA. Its product is annotated as endonuclease 2. NCBI's taxonomy places the organism in Eukaryota, Viridiplantae, Streptophyta, Magnoliopsida, Asparagales, Orchidaceae. Gene Ontology annotation, biological process: DNA catabolic process. The record is from RefSeq and is a predicted model, not a curated record. Bases 66 to 977 code for a protein of 303 amino acids. Gene Ontology annotation, molecular function: endonuclease activity; nucleic acid binding. The transcript is spliced from 8 exons.